AGUCCUGCUUUAGGAGGGAGACUUUUACACUGCUCAAAAGCUAGGCAAACACUCGUAACUGAAAUGAACCAGAGCCCUCAGGCAAUCGCCGUGGAUUAAAACGGAAACUUUUACGAUGGCUCUGAAGGUGAAAAAGUAGCACGAGAAGCAACACGCUAACCGCCGCCGCCAACGGACCUUCUACUGCAAAGCAACUCCUGGUAGAUGCACGGCCACUGCUGAAAAAAUAUGCUCCAGCCGAGCCGCCUCAACCCCGGCUUCAGUCGCAAAUUCUCAGCGUUUUAACCAGUUUCGUCAGACAUUCGCCGGCUUCUGUUUGUUUUUUUGUUACUGCAUCUUACCUACAAAGUCCGCUGUACAAGUCCCCGACCUACCUGCGAGAGAGAAUUAUGGCAGGGAAGCUGACAGCAGCGCAAGGCACAGGAAUACUGCUGGUGACAGCCAACGUUGGAUCCCUGUUCGAGGAUCCUGAAAAUCUACAGAAAACUUGGCUGAGGGAGUUUUACCAGACAGUACAGUCACAUAAGCCUCACUUCUUGGCGGUGCAUUGUCAAGAGGUGGGCGGGAAGAAUUAUGAGGAGUCCAUGUCACACGUGGACAGUUUUGUCAAGGAGCUGUUGUCCAGUGAUGCCAUGAAGGAGUACAGCAGAGCUCGCGUCUACCUCGAUGAGAACUACAAAUCCCAGGAGCAUUUCACUGCUCUUGGAAGUUUCUACUUUAUCCACGAGUCUUUGAAAAACAUCCACCAGUUUGAUUUCAAAGCCAAGAAAUUCAAGAAGGUGGUGGGGAAGGAAACCUGCUCAGAGACACUAGAAAGCACACCUUCGCUGGAGAAGGAAAAGUUUCCGCAGGAUUACUUUCCUGAGUGCAAGUGGUCCAGAAAGGGAUUCAUCAGAACUCGAUGGGCCCUGGCUGACUGUGCCUUUGAUCUGGUCAACAUCCACCUUUUCCAUGAUGCUUCCAACCUGGUGGCCUGGGAGAAAAGCCCCUCAGUCUACUCUGGGACCAGGCAGAAGGCCCUUGGCUACGUUUUAGACAGGAUCACGGACCAGCGGUAUGAAAAGGUGCCAUAUUUUGUCUUUGGGGACUUUAACUUCAGGUUGGACUCUAAGCAGGUUAUUGAGAGUCUCUGCUCCACUGCCACCAUGCAGACAGUCAGAGCCGCCGACACCAAUGAAGUCGACAAGCUAAUAUUCCGAGAAAGUGAUAAUGACCGAAAGGUUGUUCUUCAGCUUGAAAAGAAGCUUUUUAAUUAUGUCAACCAGGACGUUUUCCGGGAAAACAAUGGGACCUCACUUUUAGAGUUUGACAAAGAGCUGUCCGUGUUCAAGGAUCGGCUGCAUGAACUGGAGAUCUCUUUCCCACCCAGCUAUCCGUAUAGUGAAGACAGCAAUCAGGGGAAGCAGUACAUGAACACCAGAUGCCCUGCCUGGUGUGACCGAAUCCUCAUGUCUUCCUCUGCCAGAGACCUGGUCUUAAAGCCUGAAAAUGAAGAGAAGUCUAUAGUCUAUGAUAACAUUGGGCCCAAUGUCUGCAUGGGGGACCACAAGCCUGUCUUCCUGUCCUUCCGAAUAACAGCGGGGGCAGGUAAACCUAAUGCAAAUAAGCACAAGUGUUGUGUGGUGCAGUGAUGUCGUGGGAAGUGUUGCCAAAGGGGGGAGAACAUAUUUCGUGAAGCGCCUCUGUGAGAACACCGGAGAAACAAACAGGACACCAACACACACACAC
This is a messenger RNA of Seriola dumerili (greater amberjack), 1728 nucleotides long. RefSeq names its product inositol polyphosphate-5-phosphatase A (gene inpp5a). Gene Ontology annotation, biological process: phosphatidylinositol dephosphorylation. The transcript has 16 exons. NCBI's taxonomy places the organism in Eukaryota, Metazoa, Chordata, Actinopteri, Carangiformes, Carangidae. Gene Ontology annotation, molecular function: inositol-polyphosphate 5-phosphatase activity. The record is from RefSeq and is a predicted model, not a curated record. The coding region runs from base 390 to 1631 and encodes 413 amino acids.